This is a messenger RNA of Epinephelus moara (kelp grouper), 1582 nucleotides long. RefSeq names its product claudin-10-like. The record is from RefSeq and is a predicted model, not a curated record. Gene Ontology annotation, molecular function: structural molecule activity. Bases 44 to 748 code for a protein of 234 amino acids. NCBI's taxonomy places the organism in Eukaryota, Metazoa, Chordata, Actinopteri, Perciformes, Serranidae. The transcript has 6 exons. Gene Ontology annotation, cellular component: plasma membrane; bicellular tight junction. Gene Ontology annotation, biological process: cell adhesion; bicellular tight junction assembly.
CUUAGUAACUAUUUGUGCUUAAUAAGCAAAGGCUCUUGAAGGGAUGUGGAGGAGACUGGCUCAGAUCCUGGGCCUGCUGCUCUGCACACUAGGAUGGGGCUUUGUGGGCUGCACCCUUGCAAUGGACCACUGGAGGGUGGCCCAGCUGGGGGGUCAAGGGGGCUCCUCCGUUGUGGUGACAGCGUUGUACUGGUCUGACCUGUGGAGGGACUGCUAUGAGGACUCCACCGCUCUGGUGAACUGUGUGGACUUUGGGGUGCUGUGGACAGUCAAAACAUAUAUCCAGGUAGUCAGAGGGCUCCUGAUGAGCGGGCUCUGCCUCGGCUUCAUCGGCACAGUGCUCACAUUUUUUGGAAUGGAGUGCACGCACAUCGGCAGUAACGACAGCAUGCUAAUAACAGCGUCUGCUUUCCAUCUGCUCGGCUGCGCAUCAGACGUGGCUGCUUAUUGUUUAUACAUAAACAGGGUGGUUGCGGCUUUUUUACACAGCAAAGCAGAUCCGUCAAAACUGAGCUAUGAAAUUGGAACCCCCUUAUACCUCGGCCUGGCGGGGAGUUUCCUCAUCCUACUCGGCUGUACAGUAAAGUGUGCAACUGCAUGCAGAGUUAACCACCCAAAAAGCAGACAUCCCAUGGUUCCCUUUGCCAGUGGACGAAGAGAAGAAAAAGUGCACAUCUGUCGAACGUCAAAAAGGUCAAUUGACCUCAGAAACACUCCCUACAUGAUGGCCUCUGUUGUGAAUGUGUAACAUUACAGAUUCACUUUACUGUCCCGCUCAGGAAGCAACAUAUAAUCAGUCAUAACCAGAAAAUCACAAACAGCAUACUGAGGACCAAAUGCACACUGCAAAAAAAAAAAGCAAUACAAAAUCAUACUUAUUUAUGGAGCUGUUAUGUUUUCUCUUGAUUUUAUCUUCCUACAUGAGGGUCUAAAUCAGGGAUACUCAUGUUGCUUUCCCAAGGGCAAAAUGACAGGAGGCCCAGGGACAGUCAAUAAACAAACAUGAAUAAUAUUUAUAGGUAUGUAUAAUAAAUAAAUUGCCUGUUUUCAACCUUUUAUCAUUUGCUGUACGCAUUUAUCUUUGCAAAGUCGCAGUAGCAGCAGCCCUGCACAGGUCAGGUGUACGCAGGGGCGUCUCUCAAAUUUGAGGACAUUUUUUUUAAUUAUAAAGAAGCUCUAUUUUUAUUAUUUUUUAUGCACUCUGCCACCUUCUUCACAUAGAAAUUACAAAACAAUUCACAGUGUGAACUGAUUCAUUUUCAUUGUGAAUUAAAAAAAGUUUGGCAAGCCAACCGGCACAGAGAGCUGGCUAGAUUUGGCCCACAGGCUCAAAGUUGGGCAUGUAUCUGCUUGUUUAACCUAAAAAUGGUCACAUUUGUCAUGAUACUGACUUUAAACAACAUCAGAAUAUGCUUUAAAAAUAAUACAUAUAAUUUGUCUGUAAUUGUGGAACAGAAACUUCCCAAAUUUCCAGGAACAAUACUGAGAAGCUACAGUAUAAUGGCAAGUGUGUGACGACAGUUUUUCAUUUGUACAGUGCGAUAUAAAGUAAGAAACAAUAAAAGCCAUCAAAUCAGUUUUG